AUGGAAAACGCCUCCCUCUCGCCCUUCCUGACCCCUUCAGCCCCCGGCCCCUCCCAGGGCAUCGAAAGGACCCUGCAUCUCCUUUCCAUCGCGGUCUACGGGGUGGCCUGUCUCCUGGGGGUGACCGGGAACGGCCUGGUCAUCUGGAUCGCCGGCUUCAAGAUGGAGAAGACGGUGAACGUGGUGUGGUUCCUCAACCUGGCGCUGGCCGACUUCGUCUUCACCUUCUUCCUGCCGCUGAGCAUCGCCUACACGGCGCUGGACUUCCACUGGCCCUUCGGACGUUUCCUCUGCAAACUCAACAGCAGCCUGGCCUUCCUCAACAUGUUCGCCAGCGUCUUCCUCCUGACCAUCAUCAGCCUGGACCGCUGCCUCUUGGUGGUGCUGCCGGUGUGGUCCAGGAACCACCGGAAGCCCCGGCUGGCCUGGGCCAUCGCGCUGGUGACCUGGGGGGCAGCCUUGCUCAUCAGCUCCCCAUACUUCCUCUUCCGAGACACGGCCCUGAGUGCGAGGAAUGCCACCAGCUGCUACAACAACUUUGCCCUCUCCAGCAACUACUCCAGCGAGGGGAGCCGGAUCCUGUGGCGGAAAAGGCACAGAGCCAUGAUCCUGGCCAGGUUCGUCUUUGGCUUCUUGCUGCCCUUUACGGUGAUCGCCACCUGCCACGGCGUGGUGGCUUUCCAGGUGCAGCGCAGGCGCCUGGCCAAGUCGCCCAAGCCUCUCCGGAUCAUUGCGGCCGUGACAGCCUCCUUCUUCCUCUGCUACUCGCCCUACCACGUCCUCUCCCUGCUGGAGAUGUCCAAGACAUCCGGCAGCCCAGUGGUCAAGAGGGUGCUGCACCUGGGCGUCCCGCUGGCGUCCAGCCUGGCUUUCUUCAACAGCUGCCUCAACCCGCUUCUCUAUGUCUUCAUGGGUCAGAAGAGCUUCCGGCGGUCCGUGCGGGGGGCCUUUGAGGGGGCCUUCGGGGAGGACACCCUCUUGUCCUGGUCCAGCAGGAGGAAAUCCAGGGCCGCCUCCCAAACGGAGAUCCGGAUGGCUUAG
This is a messenger RNA of Pseudonaja textilis, 1041 nucleotides long. Its product is annotated as chemerin-like receptor 1. The record is from RefSeq and is a predicted model, not a curated record. Gene Ontology annotation, biological process: positive regulation of cytosolic calcium ion concentration; phospholipase C-activating G protein-coupled receptor signaling pathway; inflammatory response. NCBI's taxonomy places the organism in Eukaryota, Metazoa, Chordata, Lepidosauria, Squamata, Elapidae. Gene Ontology annotation, cellular component: plasma membrane. Gene Ontology annotation, molecular function: complement receptor activity; G protein-coupled receptor activity.